This is a messenger RNA of Humulus lupulus (European hop), 3235 nucleotides long. RefSeq names its product BTB/POZ domain-containing protein FBL11. Gene Ontology annotation, biological process: SCF-dependent proteasomal ubiquitin-dependent protein catabolic process. Gene Ontology annotation, cellular component: SCF ubiquitin ligase complex. NCBI's taxonomy places the organism in Eukaryota, Viridiplantae, Streptophyta, Magnoliopsida, Rosales, Cannabaceae. Bases 93 to 2858 code for a protein of 921 amino acids. Gene Ontology annotation, molecular function: protein binding. The transcript has 20 exons. The record is from RefSeq and is a predicted model, not a curated record.
GAAGUUAGGUGUAAAAUUUAACUGGUGCGAUUAUUAUAACCAAAAUGAAAGCAGUGAUAUUGUAGUAGAGAAGAGAUACUUAGAACUUUCUCAUGGCUUCAAGCUCGGACGAUGACAAUGACUUCAUCAUUCUCACGAUCACCAACUCCAAUCAAUUUGAGGAAAACUCAGUCUCUGAUCAAGACCUUUUCCUCUCAGCCACCGAUAUCUCAAGCUGGGAUUUGCCUUCAAUUCUCACUUUUUCCACGCUUAGAGUACAAGCGCAUCGAACUAGGCUUAUUGAACAGUCCUCAUAUUUCCAUGGGAUGCUUAGCUGGAGUUUUAGUGAAUCGCGGCUGGAUCAUAUUUCGAUCGAGUGGGAAUUGGAAGCGUUUGUGAAUAUUCUGAAGUGCUUAUACGGUUGCUCAGUCGAUGUUACUUUUGAUAAUUUUCUCAACUUUUAUGAGGGGGCACUUUAUUUUGGAGUCAAGAUUCUUCUUGAAAAGUGUAAAACUUGGUUUUUGGAGGUGGUAUCAUCUACAGUGCCAUCACAAAUGCAGUUGGAUGAUUUGAUUUACAUUUGGAACUUUGGCUUCAAGCAUGCCAACGAUUAUCUUCCAGAAUUGUGUACAAGCUAUCUUGCAAAAAAUUUUAUGUGGGCGGUUUCUUGUAAAUCUUUUGUGGAUGUUCCAUACAGAUUACUACAAGAUUGUGUGAAGCACCCCCAUUUGACAAUACAAAAUGAGAUGCAUCUCUCUGAUGCACUUUUCAUGUGGAUUGAUGCUAGCACAAAAGAUUUGAAUAAAAUGGAAAACAACUGCACUGACAUUUUAAAACAGAUCCGUUUGAGCCUUUUACCAUUGUGGUUUGCUGCAGGGAAAAGAAGAAAUUGUCAUUAUACUAAGCUUGUAGAUGAAAGCAUUGCUUCAGUUUUCAAACUACUCAAAAUUUCACCUGCUGGCUCAUUACGUUUUCUAGAGGGCGGUGACUUGAAAGAUUUUAGGAUUCGGGUGACGGAAUAUUCCAAGAAGCUGAACCUUUCAAGUUGUCCACAGAUAACAUCGGCAAUACUACUCUUGUCUCUGCUUCCUUCUUUAAACUGUACAGAUUCCAUGUUAAGGAGUAGCGUUAAGCAGUUAUUGACUAAGCUUGAAAGUCUUGAGAGAGAUCCCUACUUAAUUUCACAGGGAUUGUUGCCAAUGUUAUCUUUUGAAGCAGUAGAGGAAGUGGAUAUUUCCAAGUGUGACAAGCUGCAUCUUCGAGCUGCCAUCGAAUGUUUUUCCAUGUCAUUUCCAUCAUUAAAAAUAUUGAAGGCAGCUUAUUUGUUGAAUUUCAGUAUAUCAUUCUUACGUCAAUUGGUGCUAAAAUGUCCUGCAAUUUGUGAAGUGGACCUAGCUGUUGAUGUCAGUCCUAUUAUAUUGGAAGUUUCAAAUAAUUCCUUAACUAGUGGCGUCAGACUUGUGGACGUGUCACCUCUUCAUACGUCCAAAGUGAGACUUUCAAAUAUCACAAAGCUUACACUAGAGGGCCGAACUGAGCUUUGUGAUUCUGAUCUCUUGUAUAUUGCUAAAUUUUGUAUCAACUUACAACACCUGAACCUUAACGGGUGCACUACAUUAACAGACGUUGGCAUGUCGAAUCUUUUACACAGAUGUCUUAGAUUGAAAUCAAUUCUUGUGUGUCAUACUACUUUUGGAUUGAAUUCUGUUCUAGCUUUAUGCUCCGACUUUCAUGGUUAUGAUAAUACUUCGACUCAAAUUUCAGUGUCUUUGGCAUUUAAUAUUCAGACACUGCAUAUUGGUGACUGCAAGUGCGUUGACGAAACAUCUCUUCUAAAACUUCUGUCUGAAACACAAAUGCUGAAGAGUCUUUGUUUGAGGGACACUCACAUUACUGACCGUGCUCUUUGUAGUAUUCAUGGUUCUUCCUUGGAGAUGCUUGAUGUUUCUAAUACUAUGGUCUCUAGAGAAGCUUUAACACAUAUUAUCUCUGGAAAUCCUGGUUUGAAGUGUUUAAGAGUAAAGGGAUGUAGGAAUUUGUUUGAAUACAAAAGCAAUGCUGCAAUGGGAGAAUUUUCCUACUUAAAUUCUUGUGGGGAAGUGGAAAUUGCUCUAGGCAAAACUUGCAGAUUGCAAGAAAUUUCCCUUGGAUGGGGAUUUUCUCACUUUUCUAUGGAAGCUCUGAAACCUGCAAUAACGUCACUGAGGAAGUUAACAGUGGGCUUGGGUGCAUCAUUAGGUGAAGCUGCACUGACAGAACUACCUUCUACUUGUCCUUUUCUAGAGUCUAUAGCUCUUUAUUUUCAGGUAAUAUCAGACAUUAUUAUUGUAAACAUCUUGGAAUCCCUGAGGAACUUGCAAGUCUUGGCUUUAUGCUAUUGUUUUGGCGAUAUAUCCUUUGUAGCUUUCAAGUUCUAUAUGCCAAAUCUGAGAAAGUUGCAACUUGAACGGGUAAGCCCAUGGAUGACCAAUGAAGAUUUGGUUAUUCUGACACAGAGCUUUCCAAAUCUUGCUGAGUUUUCAUUGCUAGGGUGUCAACAUCUGAAUUCAGAUUCGCAACAAAUCAUCUCACAUGGAUGGCCCGGCUUACUUUCAAUCCAUUUAGAGGAAAAGGAUAUCAUUUAUAGGAGAACUCCUUGCUUUGCUAUUGCCAGUAUUUCUCAAUUCCUUAAUUGGAAUGUGGAAAGAUUACAGCAAACGGGGUUUCUUCUCUUCUUGAGUGUGUGGCUCUUGAAGAUCUGUUGUUGCGACAUACUGGUCAUGGGAUACAAAGGAGCUUCAUUCAGGAUGCUGCUUCAAAAAUGCCGUUACUUAGACGAGUGUCACUGGAUUUGUGUGAUGCUAGUGAUGGCUACUUCGAUAUUCCACCGCUCAGGAUGACGAAAAGAGUUAUUUACGCUUUGUGAUGAUAGCACGAUGCAAAUCGAUGGAGUGUGGUUUAGCUUUACAUUGUCUGGAGCCUCGAAGAAAGCGAGUUCACAAAGAGACGUUAUUGGUGUCGUGGACCAGUGAAAAUGUCAUCAGUAGAGUGGUGAAGGAAAGGCUGUAGGGGUUUUGAAUGAGGUGGUGGAGCCUCAAUAAGUUCAUCACGAGCUCAUGUUCAGUAAUAGGUGAAGUUUUGCUGUUUACCUACCAACUUAACUUAUUGAUAUUUGUUGAAUGCUUUUGUUAACUUGUUGUAUACGAAAUGAGCACAAAAAAUUAGUCAAAAUAGAAAGAGUAAAAUUUUCUUUACUAAUAAAUUGCAAGUUCAAGCA